This is a messenger RNA of Didymella exigua CBS 183.55, 501 nucleotides long. RefSeq lists its product as uncharacterized. The record is from RefSeq and is a predicted model, not a curated record. Bases 1 to 501 code for a protein of 166 amino acids. Lineage: Eukaryota; Fungi; Ascomycota; Dothideomycetes; Pleosporales; Didymellaceae. The transcript has a single exon.
AUGCUCACCCUCCUCCUCCACAUCGCCCAAACCCGAAAGCUCCACCCGCACGCGCAGCACACUCAUCUCCCCCGGCACAACGUCCCAGAACCUUGCCCCCUCAACCCCACCAACCGGGCCAUCGAAGCGCACAAACGCCCUCACCAGCCACUCAAACCGCCCCGUCGCAGCCGGCACACCGAAGCGCUGCAGCACAAACCCGCACACCCAGACGUCGCUGCCCAGCAUCCCGGUCUCGGAGGGCGAGAGCCGCACUUCGCCCUCGCUACAGGCCUGUCCUGCAUCCAAGGCGCGCAGGAACGCGCUGGAAUGGGGCGCGGGCCGCAGGAUCCAGCUCCCGCGCUCGCGAAGGGAGGUGUAAUCCUGCUCGGCGAGAUGGGCGUGGGACGGGCUAGGAGAAUCCAGGGCCCAGGGGACGACGGGGAUGUGUGGGCAGUAGUGGUGGAGGGUUUGGGAAAUGAGUGUGAGAGGUUAUGUGGGGGAUGUUGGGGGGUGGACUGA